AUGAGUCCCUCUCUAGCCGUCGCCUCGCAGAACUGCUCAGGCCGGACCAAGGCAGAAGGCGGGUCCGCAGGGGCAGCGCUGCGGGUUACGGCGACUCCCGCACGUCCCCGGAUGCAGCUCACUGGGGGCGGCCAUGAUGGCCCCUUUCUCCCCGCCCCCUGGCUUCACGGAAGCUUCACUCAUUGGUCGCUAUGCGCCUGUGACCCGGAUGUUCACACACGGCCCGGAACUCCCGAGGCCUGGAGACGCCGCAAGCUCGGAGCGUCAGCUGCUGCGAGGGAGGACCGGUCUGCGUGGAGCGCAGCCAUGGCUCGUGGUCCCAAGAAGCAUCUGAAGCGGGUAGCAGCUCCAAAGCAUUGGAUGCUGGAUAAAUUGACCAGCGUGUUUGCUCCUCGUCCGUCCACUGGUCCCCACAAGCUGAGAGAGUGUCUUCCACUCAUCAUUUUCCUAAGGAACAGGCUUAAGUAUGCCCUGACAGGAGAUGAAGUAAAGAAGAUUUGUAUGCAGCGCUUCAUUAAGAUUGAUGGCAAGGUCAGAACUGAUAUAACCUAUCCUGCUGGUUUUAUGGAUGUCAUCAGCAUUGACAAGACUGGAGAGAAUUUCCGUCUGGUUUAUGACACGAAGGGUCGUUUUGCUGUUCAUCGUAUUACACCUGAAGAGGCCAAGUACAAGUUGUGCAAAGUGAGAAAAAUCUUUGUGGGCACAAAAGGAAUCCCUCAUCUGGUGACCCACGAUGCUCGUACCAUCCGCUAUCCGGAUCCCCUCAUCAAGGUGAAUGACACCAUUCAGAUUGAUUUGGAGACUAGCAAGAUUACUGAUUUCAUCAAAUUUGACACAGGUAACCUGUGUAUGGUGACGGGGGGUGCUAACCUGGGAAGAAUUGGUGUGAUCACCAACAGAGAAAGACAUCCUGGGUCUUUUGAUGUAGUUCAUGUGAAAGAUGCCAAUGGCAACAGCUUUGCCACUCGCCUCUCCAACAUUUUUGUUAUUGGCAAAGGUAACAAACCAUGGAUUUCUCUUCCCCGAGGAAAAGGUAUCCGCCUCACCAUUGCUGAAGAGAGGGACAAGAGACUGGCAGCCAAACAGAGCAGUGGGUGAACGAUCUCUACACGUAGUGACAUGUUUUAAAAGGUCUUUGUGCUUAAUUAAAAAUAAUACAGCAUGAAAAAAAAAAAGAGAAAU
Messenger RNA from Nycticebus coucang (slow loris), 1182 nucleotides. Its product is annotated as 40S ribosomal protein S4, X isoform-like. The transcript is spliced from 2 exons. Lineage: Eukaryota; Metazoa; Chordata; Mammalia; Primates; Lorisidae. The record is from RefSeq and is a predicted model, not a curated record. Gene Ontology annotation, molecular function: structural constituent of ribosome; RNA binding. The coding region runs from base 1 to 1098 and encodes 365 amino acids. Gene Ontology annotation, biological process: translation. Gene Ontology annotation, cellular component: cytosolic small ribosomal subunit; ribosome.